Cyprinus carpio (common carp) is the source of this 3146-nucleotide messenger RNA. Its product is annotated as mucin-2-like. The record is from RefSeq and is a predicted model, not a curated record. The coding region runs from base 168 to 3113 and encodes 981 amino acids. The transcript is spliced from 3 exons. NCBI's taxonomy places the organism in Eukaryota, Metazoa, Chordata, Actinopteri, Cypriniformes, Cyprinidae.
CCACCUGUAGCGGAUCUCUAUCCCCCAAAGGAAAUUAACCUCCGAAAGCCACCGAGUUAACGGACAUAAAGCUCUUGACACGGAAGACAUCUUCUGUUUCCAUUAUUUUUGCAUCUUUUUUAUUUUAUUUUUUAUUUUUUGUAUAAACGACACUUCAGUAGAGAACCAUGUUACUGUCGCAUCAACUAUUCCUAUUAAUAUUUAUUUCGACUUCAGCUGUAGCCACAUCCCCCACAAGCACAGACUUAACCAGUGAUGCAACAGACAGCCCAAUCACUGAUACUGCUGUAACAAGCAUUUCAUCUGAGAAUAUAACUACACCAUUCGCAAACAAUGCCACAACCUCACUGCUGUCAACGCAUGAUGCUAGUAAUGUCCCAUCUCCACCUUUAUCUACUCAAGGCGACGUGACAAGCUUAUCUACAGUUGUACCAGAAAAUUCUACCAGUUCAUCAGCGAUUACACCAGGAAAUGCCACAGCUUCACCUGCACCUCUAACAACAGAAGCCAGCACCACAAGUCCACUUGUGCCUACACCAGAGAAUGCUACAAACCAUCCUGUAACUUCACCAGACAAUGACACAACUGGUUCUUUACCUGAGCCAGGCAACAGCACAACCCCACUCCAAACUACAAGAAGCAAUGACACUCCUCCUUCCAUUAGCACACCAAGCAACAGUACAGCUUCACCAAUAACAACACCAAGCAAUGUCACAAUUACAACACAGACUACACCAAUUAAUGCUACAACAGCAAACCAUGCCACAACUCCACCCUUAACCACAUAUAUUUCAAAUCAAAAUACACCAGGGAAUAAUGCAACGGUAAAUGCUACCAUACCACCUUUGACUACACCAGUUGAUGCAACUGCACCACCUCCAACUACAACAGGGAACAAUGCAAUAGUAAACGCUACCACACCACCCACAACUACACAAGAAAAUAAUGCAACAGUAAACAUUACUACACCACCCAUGAUUACACCAGGAAAUAAUGCAACAGUAGACAGUACCACACCACCCAUAACUACACCAGUAAAUGCAACUGCACCAACUCCAGCUACAACAGGGAACAAUUCAAUAGUAAACGCUACCACACCACCUAUAACUACACAAGAAAAUAAUGCAACAGUAAACAUUACUACACCACCCAUGACUACACCAGGAAAUAAUGCAACAGUAGAGAGUACCACACCACCCAUAACUACACCAAUAAAUGGAACUGCACCACCUCUAACUACACCAGGGAACAAUGCAACAGUAAAUAAUAGCACACUGCCCAUAACUACACCAGAGAAUAAUGCAACAGUAAACGUUACCACACCACCCAUAACUACACCAGUAAAUGCUACUACACCACCUCUAACUACCCCAGGGAACAAUGCAACAGUAAAUAAUAGCACACUGCCCAUAACUACACCAGAGAAUAAUGCAACAGUAAACGUUACCACACCGCCCAUGACUACACCAUUAAUUACUACUAUACCACCUUUAACUACACCAGGGAAUAAUGCAUCAGUAAAUGGCACCACACCACCCAUAACUACACUUGAGAAUAAUGCAACAGUAAACAUUACCACAACACCCAUGACUACACCAGUAAAUGCUACUAUACCACUUUUAACUACAUCAGAGAAUAAUGCUACAGUAAAUGCUACUACACCACCCAUAACUACACCAGGGAACAAUGCAACAGUAAAUGGUACCACACAACCCAUGACUACACCAGAGAGUAAUGCAACAACAACAGUAAAUGCUACUACACCACCCAUCACUACUCCAGUAAAUGCUACCUUGCCACCUCUAACUACACCAGGGAACAAUGCAACAGUAAAUGGUACCACACCACCCAUAACCACACUCGAGAAUAAUUCAACAGUAAACGUUACCACAACACCCAUGACUACACCAGUAAAUGCUACUAUACCACUUUUAACUACAACAGAGAAUAAUGCAACAGUAAAUGCUACUACAACACCCAUGACUACACCAGGGAACAAUGCAACAGUAAAUGCUACCACACCACCCAUGACUACACCAGAGAGUAAUGCAACAACAACAGUAAAUGCCACUACACCACUCAUCACUACUCCAGUAAAUUCUACCUUGCCACCUUUAACUACACCAGGGAACAAUGCAACAGUAAAUGGUACCACACCACCCAUAACUACACUUGAAAAUAAUGCAACAGUAAACGUUACCACAACACCCAUGACUACACCAGUAAAUGCUACUAUACCACUUGUUACUACACCAGAGAAUAAUGCAACAGUAAACGCUACUACACCACCCAUGACUACACCAGGGAACAAUGCAACAGUAAAUGCUACCACACCACCCAUGACUACACCAGGGAGUAAUGCAACAACAACAGUAAAUGCUACUACACCACCCAUCACUACUCCAGUAAAUGCUACCUUGCCACCUCUAACUACACCAGGGAACAAUGCAACAGUAAAUGGUACCACACCACCCAUAACUACACUUGAAAAUAAUGCAACAGUAAACGUUACCACAACACCCAUGACUACACCAGUAAAUGCUACUAUACCACUUUUAACUACAACAGAGAAUAAUGCAACAGUAAAUGCUACUAUGACCCCCAUGACUACACCAGGGAACAAUGCAACAGUAAAUGCUACCACACCACCCAUGACUACACCAGGGAGUAAUGCAACAACAACAGUAAAUGCCACUACACCACCUAUCACUACUCCAGUAAAUGCUACCUUGCCACCUCUAACUACACCAGGGAACAAUGCAACAGUAAAUUGUACCACACCACCCAUAACUACACUCGAGAAUAAUUCAACAGUAAACGUUACCACAACACCCAUGACUACACCAGUAAAUGCUACUAUACCACUUUUAACUACACCAGAGAAUAAUGCAACAGUAAACGCUACUACAACACCCAUGACUACACCAGGGAACAAUGCAACAGUAAAUGCUACCACACUACCCAUGACUACACCAGGGAGUAAUGCAACAACAACAGUAAAUGCUACUACACCACCCAUCACUACUCCAGUAAAUGCUACCCUUGCCACCUCUAACUACACCAGGGAACAAUGCAACAGUAAAUGGUACCACACCACCCAUAACUACACUUGAAAAUAAUGCAACAGUAACGUUACCACAACACCC